Populus euphratica (Euphrates poplar) is the source of this 342-nucleotide messenger RNA. RefSeq lists its product as uncharacterized. The transcript has a single exon. The record is from RefSeq and is a predicted model, not a curated record. Bases 1 to 342 code for a protein of 113 amino acids. NCBI's taxonomy places the organism in Eukaryota, Viridiplantae, Streptophyta, Magnoliopsida, Malpighiales, Salicaceae.
AUGGAUUUCUCUUCUUCAAAGAAAACCAUGAAAAUCUCAUUAGUAAUAGCUGAUGUAGCAUCAUGGAACUGUGCCAUAGUCCUCUUAUGCCUGAUAUUAUUGGGGUCUAUUAGAGAGAAUUCCGUCCCAAAAGAUCAGCCUGUCAAGGGAAGCCAGCUUUUGGAUAGAGCUUGUGAUGAAAUAUAUGUUGUCGGAGAAGGAGAGACCCUCCACACCAUCAGUGACAAGUGCGGCGACCCUUUUAUAGUGGAGCAGAACCCGCAUAUCCAUGACCCGGAUGACGUUUUCCCUGGACUUGUCAUCAAGAUCACUCCUUCAAAGCCAAGGAAGUUGCUGAGGUAG